Molecule: messenger RNA, 3527 nt
Organism: Benincasa hispida (wax gourd)
Lineage: Eukaryota; Viridiplantae; Streptophyta; Magnoliopsida; Cucurbitales; Cucurbitaceae
Biological process (GO): protein phosphorylation
Molecular function (GO): receptor serine/threonine kinase binding; protein kinase activity; ATP binding
Source: RefSeq, a predicted model, not a curated record
GUAAAAUGUGCGACAUGAUUCACUUUAUUGAGGUCCCCCCCAAACCCACUUGUUCUUCUCACUGAGCUCUCGCUCCUUCUUCACCUCUUUACCCCAUUUCAAACUAACUCUGCAAAUUUGCAGAAAUCAGCCAUUGAAGAACAUCCCAAGCAAAUCCUCCAUUUCUCAUUCCAUCAACAAACCCACUAACAAAAUGCGUCUUCUUCUUCUUCUCCUUUGUCUUUUACAACUCAACAUUCAUCACUCUCUUUCUGCUCGUAUUUCUGAGUACCGAGCUCUUCUCUCCCUCAAAACCUCCAUUAUCGGCGACCCCAAAUCCUCACUCUCUUCCUGGAACGCUUCCACCAGUCACUGUACUUGGUUUGGGGUCACUUGUGAUCUUCGUCGCCAUGUCACUGCCUUAGACCUCACUGGUCUCGGCCUUUCUGGUUCCCUUUCCUCUGAUGUUGCUUUUUUAAGAUUUCUUACUAAUCUUUCUCUUGCUGCCAAUGAGUUUUCCGGUCCAAUCCCGCCGGAGAUUUCUUCAAUCUCUUCGCUUCGGCUCCUUAACCUGUCUAAUAAUGUGUUCGAUGGGUCGUUCCCUUCACGGCUUUCGCAGCUCCAGAAUCUGCAGGUUCUUGACCUGUAUAACAACAAUAUGACUGGAGAUUUUCCCAUUGUUGUCACUGAAAUGUCGAGCCUUCGCCAUUUGCAUUUGGGUGGAAAUUUCUUUGCCGGGCGGAUCCCGCCGGAAGUGGGUCGGAUGCAGUCUUUGGAGUACUUGGCGGUUUCCGGUAACGAACUUAGCGGUCCGAUACCGCCGGAGAUCGGAAACCUGACGAACCUUCGUGAGCUUUACAUUGGCUACUUCAACGCCUACGACGGCGGUAUUCCGGCUGAGAUUGGUAAUUUGUCGGAGUUGGUAAGGUUGGACGCUGCGAACUGCGGACUGUCUGGCCGGAUUCCCCCGGAGCUUGGAAAGCUGCAGAAUCUCGAUACUCUGUUUCUCCAAGUUAAUGCUCUAUCUGGCCCAUUGACACAGGAGAUUGGAGAGUUGAACAGCUUGAAAUCGUUGGAUUUGUCGAACAAUAUGCUUGUGGGUGAGAUUCCCGCCUCGUUCGCCCAGUUGAAGAACUUGACGCUGUUGAAUCUGUUUAGAAACAAGCUACAUGGGGCAAUUCCUUCCUUUAUUGGCGACUUGCCGAAGCUGGAGGUGUUGCAGUUAUGGGAGAAUAAUUUUACGGAAGCCAUCCCACAGAACCUGGGGAAGAACGGAAUGCUUCAGAUAUUAGAUCUUUCUUCCAAUAAGCUGACUGGAACUCUUCCUCCCGAUAUGUGCUACGGUAAUCGGCUUCAAACUCUGAUCGCAUUGAGCAAUUUCUUGUUUGGUCCAAUCCCAGAGUCGUUAGGCAAAUGCGUUUCGCUUAAUCGUAUUCGUAUGGGGGAAAAUUUUCUCAAUGGAUCCAUCCCAAAGGGGCUUCUGAGUCUUCCGAAGCUGUCCCAGGUGGAGUUACAGGACAAUUUCCUCUCCGGCGAGUUCCCAAUAACCGAUUCUAUCUCAUUGAAUCUCGGCCAGAUUAGUCUCUCCAACAACCGACUCACCGGAUCGAUUCCGCCGACAAUCGGCAACUUCUCCGGCGUCCAGAAACUACUCCUCGACGGAAACAAGUUCUCCGGUCAAAUCCCACCUGAGAUUGGGCGGUUACAGCAACUUUCGAAGAUAGAUUUCAGUAAUAAUAAGUUAUCGGGUCCAAUCGCGCCGGAGAUUAGCCAAUGCAAGCUUCUAACCUUCGUUGAUCUCAGCCGAAACGAGCUCUCAGGAGAAAUCCCAAACGAGAUUACCAGUAUGAGGAUAUUGAAUUACCUGAAUCUCUCAAAAAACCAUUUAGUCGGCGGAAUCCCUGCCUCCAUAGCCAGCAUGCAGAGUUUAACCUCCGUGGAUUUCUCAUACAACAACCUCUCCGGUUUAGUUCCGGGAACUGGGCAAUUCAGUUACUUCAAUUACACAUCGUUUUUGGGAAAUCCUGAUCUCUGCGGUCCAUAUUUGGGACCAUGCAAAGAUGGGGUUGCCAAUAGCAAUUACCAACAACAUGUAAAGGGCCCUCUCUCUGCUUCUCUGAAGCUCCUCCUUGUAAUUGGUCUGCUUCUUUGCUCCAUUGCAUUUGCAGUUGCUGCCAUCAUCAAAGCUCGAUCGUUAAAGAGAGCCAGUGAGUCUCGGGCUUGGAAAUUAACUUCUUUCCAACGCCUAGAUUUCACAGUUGAUGAUGUUCUUGAUUGCUUGAAAGAGGAUAACAUUAUUGGAAAAGGAGGGGCUGGAAUUGUCUAUAAAGGCGCCAUGCCAAAUGGUGACCAGGUCGCCGUCAAAAGGCUGCCGGCGAUGAGCCGUGGAUCGUCCCAUGACCAUGGAUUCAAUGCUGAGAUUCAAACUCUUGGGAGGAUUCGACAUCGACAUAUUGUAAGACUAUUGGGGUUUUGUUCAAACCAUGAGACUAAUCUUUUGAUUUAUGAAUUUAUGCCUAAUGGGAGUUUGGGGGAAGUUCUUCAUGGCAAAAAAGGAGGCCACCUUCAGUGGGAUACAAGGUAUAAGAUUGCUAUUGAAGCAGCUAAAGGGCUUUGUUAUCUCCACCACGAUUGCUCGCCACUCAUUGUUCAUCGAGAUGUUAAAUCAAACAACAUACUUCUUGACACUAAUUUUGAAGCUCAUGUUGCUGAUUUUGGCCUCGCCAAGUUCUUACAGGAUUCCGGCACUUCUGAGUGCAUGUCUGCCAUUGCUGGUUCUUAUGGAUAUAUUGCCCCAGAAUACGCCUACACGCUAAAAGUUGACGAGAAGAGUGACGUAUAUAGCUUUGGAGUUGUCCUGUUAGAGCUUGUUAGUGGAAGAAAACCCGUUGGAGAAUUCGGGGACGGUGUCGACAUAGUUCAAUGGGUUAGAAAACUGACAGACUCAAACAAGGAAGAGGUAGUGAAAAUCCUUGAUCCAAGGCUCUCCUCCGUGCCUCUCCACGAAGUGAUGCACGUCUUCUACGUCGCAAUGCUGUGCGUCGAGGAACAGGCAGUGGAGCGCCCCACAAUGCGGGAAGUGAUCCAAAUCUUAUCAGAGAUUCCUCAGCCACCAUCUUCAAAACCAGGAGGAGAUUCAACACUCCCCAACACCUCACCACCCCCACCACCACCAGCUGCCGAUUUAGACCUUCCAACAACAGGAACCAAGAAGAAAAAAGACCAACAGCAGCAGCCGCCACCAGAUCUUCUUAGCAUUUGAACAACUUUAGUUGGGGUUGGUAGUGUCUCUACUGUCUAUCAUAAGAUCCAAACAAGUAAGCUUAGGCUCUUGUACCUGCGAUGUCGCUUAUUUUCUUUUGGGGGAGGGAUUAGUUUUGGCUUUUUUAGUGUUAUGGUCGUAAUGUUCAAAGGUUUCUUUUUUAUUUUCUUUUCAUGUACAGUUGACCAGUUGGGUUUAUUGGGGUGGUAUUUUCCUAUGAGAAUUGAGAUUGUUCUUUUUUCAUGAAAAAAAAUGUGGAAGCAUUUGCACCAUCUUCUUUUUCUGA